This is a messenger RNA of Juglans regia (Persian walnut), 1220 nucleotides long. Its product is annotated as E3 ubiquitin-protein ligase PUB24-like. Bases 1 to 1218 code for a protein of 405 amino acids. Gene Ontology annotation, molecular function: ubiquitin protein ligase activity. The transcript has a single exon. Lineage: Eukaryota; Viridiplantae; Streptophyta; Magnoliopsida; Fagales; Juglandaceae. The record is from RefSeq and is a predicted model, not a curated record. Gene Ontology annotation, biological process: protein ubiquitination.
AUGGAUGACAUUGAAGUUCCUCAGUAUUUCCUUUGCCCUAUAUCCCUCCAAAUAAUGAAAGACCCAGUGACAGUCAUAACAGGCAUCACCUACGACCGGGAAAGCAUUGAACACUGGCUAUUCACCAGCAAGAAAACCACAUGUCCGGUCAGCAAACAGGCCUUGCCAAAAGGCUCCGACUUAACCCCUAAUCACACGCUACGCCGCCUUAUCCAGGCCUGGUGCACCCAAAAUGCCUCGCAUGGCAUCGAUCGGAUUCCCACACCGAAACCUCCUCUCGACAAGUUUCAAGUCCUCAAACUGAUCAAGCAACUUCGUCAACCUCAAUUCCAGCUGAAAACCCUUAGAAAAUUGGAGUUGCUGGCAUCCGAAAAUGAUAAGAAUAGGAGUCAUAUGGUUGAAGCCGGAGUGCCUAAAGCCAUGUUGUUGUUUAUUGCGACACGUUUUAAGGAAGGCCAAACUGUUGGUCUUGAAGAAGCUCUUAGUGUACUUAACUCUAUCCCGAUUCCUUCUGCUGAAGCAAAGCAACUUCUUAUGGAAAACGAUCAUAUUAUCGAUUCUUUGACGUGGGUCCUUGGUUGCGAAAUGGAAAACCAAGAACUCACGGUGAAAUCCCAUGCGAUGAUAGUGUUGAAAACAAUCACCACAGAUCCGAGCUCACGUAUUCUCGAAAGAUUGGAACCCGAAUUCUUCAACACGAUUGCGAGAGUUUUAAAAAGUGGGAUCACUCGACAAGGAUCUAAUGCCGCUUUGAAUGUGCUAUUAGCUGCUUGUGCUUGGGGUAGAAAUCGAAUGAUGAUGGUUGAAGCAGGCACAGUUUUCGAGCUCAUCGAACUUGAGUUGGAGUUGCCCGAAAAGAGAACGACAGAGCUCAUUUUAGGAAUAUUAUUUCAUCUAUGUUCCUUACCCGACGGGAGAGCUCAGUUUCUGAGUCAUAGAGGAAGCAUUGCCGUGGUGUCAAACAAGAUCUCGAGGGUUUCACCGGCAGCCGAUGAUCGUGCGGUUCUGAUCCUUUCAAUAAUAUGUAAGUUCUCUGGGACAUAUAUGGUGAUUCAGGAGAUGUUGAAGGUUGGGGCAGUAUCAAGGCUUUGUUCAUUGCUCCAAGCUAACUGUGACACAUAUUUGAAAGGCAGAGUAAGGGAAAUCCUCAAGUCACACUCUGAUGAGUGGAAGGGUUCUCCUUGCAUUGGUGUUCCGCAAGAUCAAUAUUUUGGGUGAAA